Molecule: messenger RNA, 1207 nt
Organism: Glycine soja
Lineage: Eukaryota; Viridiplantae; Streptophyta; Magnoliopsida; Fabales; Fabaceae
Product: zinc finger protein ZAT5-like
Exons: 1
Coding region: 161-1027 (288 amino acids)
Source: RefSeq, a predicted model, not a curated record
UCUGGCAAAGCCAAAACGCGGUUGUAUACUGUUCAAUUCACGGGGUGUUUUUCUUUUGCCUCUAUUACUUGAAACCUUUUCUCUCUCACACACCAACCACCAAUAUAUUAACCCCUCCACUCUCUUUCAUUCUUCACACAACAUCAAAAGCAACAACAACAUGCAAGUCCAAGAGGAAUUACUUGUGGCUUCCAAGGAUCACACCCACCAAAUGAUGAUGAUCAAGGGCAAGCGAACCAAGCGUCAAAGGGCACCAUCCCCUCUUAGUCUAGCCAUGCCUUAUAAUAAUUCAACCUCAAGUAGCACCAACAAUUCCAUUGAUAGUGCCACAACCUCACCCUCUCCCACCAACACAAUUGAAUUGAGAGAAGACGAAGACAUGGCGAAUUGUCUUAUUCUUCUCGCUCAAGGCAGACACCACGUGGCAGCACCAACGUCGUAUCACAACAACGACAACAACGAUAACCACAAGUCAACAAGCCUAUACCUUUACCAGUGCAAGACUUGCAACAGAUAUUUCCCUUCAUUCCAAGCACUUGGAGGACAUAGAGCCAGUCACAAGAAGCCUAAGCAAAACGGCACCUUUUCAUCAGAAGCAGUUACUACUUUUGUUGAAGAGAAUAAUGAUCGUUAUGACCCCACCACCAGUACCACCCUCUCCUUGAAAAUACCAAAUGGGGUUAAUAAUAAUAUGUGUAGCACAACAACAACAACAACAACAAAGGCUAAGGUUCACGAGUGUUCUAUCUGUGGGGCUGAAUUCUCAUCAGGGCAAGCUUUGGGGGGCCACAUGAGGCGCCACAGAACUCUUGUGAAUGCUUCUUUAGCAACUUCUAUGAGUGGUGGAAAUGUUGGUGUUGGUGGUAGCAAUGAAUUUCAAGAAGCCAAGAAACCCUUGAAGUUGGACUUGAAUCUUCCAGCACUACCAGAGGAUGAUCAUAGAGAAUCCAAGUUUUCGUUUCAGCAAAGAGAAAAAAACGUUAUUGUCUUCUCUAAGCAGUCUUCUUUGGUGGAUUGUCAUUACUGAAGUUGGAGUCUGUGUUUCUCUAUAAGUUAACCUCAUCCCCAAGAACCAAUUUGUAUUCAGUGUUAAUUAUUUACCUUACUUUUAUUUUUAUAAUUUUUUUCGUUUCAACUUGUAUAUGGUGAUUCUUUCCAUUCAUUCUGUGGCAUUCAAUGAAAUUGAAUUCGAUCAUUUAUUGGCUUA